UUUCCUCCUUAAUGUGAAACCGUUCUUCCAAAUUUAGAUGAAAUUUCUUAUAAGAUAUUUAUGUAUUUGGUAGGUAGCUGCAUUUGCUAUGCCUGUGGAGGUGCACUUUAUUGGUUCAGUUACUUAACAGUACCCAAUAGAUCAUCAACUUGAAUUCCGAUCCAAUUGUCGAUAUUUGGACAGUAAGCAGUAUUAUGAAUUUUCAGUAGGAGUGAAGUAUGAUAAUGUGAAUGUGGAAGAUAUUCAUAUCUCCCAAGGAUUCGAUUAUCGAUAUGUUUACAAGCGUUAUUUUAUAUAUUCCUACUUAAGCCCAUAGAUUCUGAUACGUCACCGAAGCAUACACCACACAAAGGAAGCAAUGAUUUGUGGAGUGUUUAGGUGAAACCUCGCUUACAUUUACUGGAAUAGAGCUAUACAGAUGCAACCAUUCUUCACCUUCAUCUAUGUCUUUAGUACUGAUUGGAUCUCAUAUAUUUUAUUCAGAGAAUUCUUACAUUCCUUUCGAACCAUAUUCUUCAUAUUCGCUUUGGUUUUUGUGUUAUUUUUACUCAUUUGAUAUUCAUUGUGUUAGUUUCAUUUCGAUAUAUUAAUGCAGUGUCGACUUGGGUCUAUGGACACUUAUUUCAGGUCCUAAAUUGAUUAUAGCCGGUUCAUUCAUUAUCUUCUAGUAGGUCUUAAAUACUGUUACCGUAGAUUUUCCAUCUGUCUGUUCCACUCUGUUCUUUUGUUUUAUCUAUCUAACUGGUUUCUGACUACUGUUAGUUACUUAUCCGAUUGUUCAAUCUUUUUCAGUGAGGUGUGGGGACCUGGACUGAGACGAAUUUGUUCUGAUGUCUUCAUUUCCCAAAUGUCUGUCAUUUGUACGUCACCAUAAUACUCUUGUGGUAUAUCACCCUAUACACUUAUGUUGAACAUUCCACUGACUGGGUAGGAACUAACGAUCUAGACAGGCGUAUCACAUGCCCAUCAAUGCACGGUGAUUUAAAACUUUGACAUAAAAGCUUGUUUUAAGUAAUCAGUUACUUAUUCAUGUAACCGAUAAAGAAGAUUGAUUUCUUUCGAAGAAUUUCUUGCAUUUGAAGCUCUUCUGUGCACAUGCGACUCUUUAUAUUCGUGGACAUUUGAACUGUUCAAUCGAGACGGCCUCGGGGUCAUAUCAUUUGACAAUUUUAAGAAAACACUCGAUAUGACAUCGGUGAAUAAAGAUUUUACGUUUAAUUUCGAUUGUGAUUUCAUCAACCUGCAUUUUUCCAAGGAUAGAUCACGUAAAAUUCCUUAUGAUGAAUUUACGCAAAUAAUUCACGACUUCAAUAAUGAGCAUGCUAUCCAAGCCUUUAAACAAAUGGAUCAAGAUAAAACUGGAACGAUUACAGUUGAUCAGUUUAAAAAUAUUAUUUUGCAGUUGAAAAGUCAUUUGUUGACUCCUUUGAUUAAAGAAAAUUUACUCACAGUUGCCUUACAAGGUGAAAUGAAUGGUGGUCGUAUUACCUUUGCUUAUUAUAUGGCUUUCAUUGCACUCUUGACUAAUAUGGAAUUAGUUAAAAAAGUGUAUCUAAGUCGAACUAAUGGGAACGCCAAAGUAGAAUUGACUAAAGAGGAAAUGUUGAAUGCAGCACAAAAUUUCUCUCAAAUCACACCAAUGGAAAUGAGUAUUCUAUUUCAGCUCAUUUCACUUCUUCGAAAAGAUGGACGCGUUACUUAUCAAGAUUUAUGUGCUAUUACCCCCGUGGAAGAAAAUUCUAUGUCACACCAUAUGCAGGCUCGACUUCAGGGAAAUUCUGGAAAUAAUGUAAAUGUACCUCGUGGAAGAAGUGUUUUAAUGUCCAUACUUGAACAAUGUUAUCGGUUCACUUUAGGCUCAAUUGCUGGUGCAUUCGGAGCUACUGCCGUCUAUCCAAUCGAUCUUGUUAAGACAAGAAUGCAAAAUCAACGUGCUACUGGAUCAACUGCGGGUGAACUUAUGUAUAAAAAUAGCUGGGAUUGUUUUCGUAAAGUAAUUCGAUUUGAAGGAUUUUUCGGUCUGUACCGAGGUUUAGGACCACAGAUAUUAGGUGUUGCACCAGAAAAAGCGAUUAAACUUACCGUCAAUGAUUUAGUUCGUGAUCAGUUUACAAAACCGAAUGGUGAUAUCUCAAUAUAUGCUGAAAUAUUAUCUGGAAGUUGUGCAGGAGCAAGUCAAGUAAUUUUUACUAAUCCUUUGGAAAUUGUAAAAAUACGACUUCAAGUUGCUGGAGAAAUCGCUGAUACAAGGCGUCUAUCAUCCUUCUCAGUUGUCAAAGAUUUAGGACUUUUCGGGCUUUACAAAGGAUCACGAGCUUGUUUUUUACGUGAUAUCCCAUUUUCAGCUAUAUAUUUUACUUCAUAUAGCCAUUUGAAAAAGUAUUUUGCAAAUGAAAAUGGUUGUAAUUCAUCAACAAGCUUAUUACUGGCUGCAACAAUUUCUGGAGUCCCUGCAGCAUUUUUAGCCACACCAGCAGAUGUAAUCAAGACAAGAUUACAGGUUGUAGCGCGUACAGGUCAAACAACAUAUACAGGAGUAAUUGAUGCGGCUAGAAAAAUUUGGCGUGAAGAAGGUGGUCGGGCAUUCUGGAAAGGAUCUGGUGCUCGCGUAUUUCGAUCUAGUCCACAGUUUGGAGUGACACUUUUAUCAUAUGAAACACUUCAAAGAUAUCUCAACUUUGAUUUUGGUGGAAGAGAACUCUCUGGUAAACCAAUUAAUUGUCAUACUUCAGUAUUUCCAACUAAUCCUGAUCAUAUUGGCGGUUAUCAAUAUGCAACAACCACAUUUUGUGGUAUUGAAUCACGUUUAGGAUUAUGCUUUCCAAAAUAUGCAUUGAAUUAAAAUGAUUUGUUUUGUUAAUUUGUGCGCCUUCAUAAUUCAAUCUCGGUUCGAAAUUCUUAUAUUUUUUUCUAUUGAAUUCCUUUUUUUUAUUUUUAUCUAAUGUGACAAUAAUGAUGGGUCCUUUUUAUAAACUGUAUUUUAUUACAACUCUCAGGUGAACUAGGUUUUGCAUAGAAAGCAUAUUCUGUAAAGGUAUUAGAUUGGUUAUAAUAAGCAAACUAUCCAUAUUCAUAUACAUAUACACAACGUUUAACGUAAUAUUUGUCUAACAUUUCCUCUGUUCAUAAAUGUUGUAAUGAAUAUCAAAAAAUAUAGGAUGUAUUCACAUUUGUUCGUCUUGUUCUCUUUCUAUCCUUAACUUGCUUUUUUUUUCCUGUAUUCACUAUGGACAUCAUAAGACUGCAAUUGAAAAGUUCGUUUUGUCUAUGUUAUUUUUUUUCUUUUUUGUCAUAUCUAUGAAUAUAGUAUUCUGUUAUUUUGCAUUCUCUAGCAUUAUGGUGUUUAUGGUUCUUUUUUCUUUUCUGUUUUAUUACAUAAAUCUCUCUUCUGAUCCAAAGUUUAACAGUAUAUUUCCAACGGUCAUUUCGCUAAUUUAUAGUGGUAUUUUAUUCCAUCUCAUUGUAUUAAUAUAUCUUUUAAUUGUACAAUCGACAGUAUAUUAAUAUUUCUGUUACCUCUCCUGGAUUAUUACUGAUACUGUUACAUCAUCCAAUAUUUUUUAGGGGUAAUGACAUCUAAAAUAACUUAAGAUUAUUGUUUUCAAAUUUCUCACAAUUUUAUUUUAUAUUAAUUAUGAACAAGUAUUUCUCAACAGAUGUAAUGACUACAAUUGUACGUAUUAUUUCCUUACUGUUGUACUUAAUUUUUUCUGCAUAAAAUGGUUAAAUAAUGGUGUGACGUGUUUUCAUUUGGAUUUUUUUAAAUUCUUUCUACCACAGUUAUCUAAACUGUUGUACUUUAAGCCUUUGCGUCACAUGCUCG
Messenger RNA from Schistosoma curassoni, 3823 nucleotides. The record is from the annotation of a GenBank genome assembly. NCBI's taxonomy places the organism in Eukaryota, Metazoa, Platyhelminthes, Trematoda, Strigeidida, Schistosomatidae.